Messenger RNA from Anastrepha obliqua, 4663 nucleotides. RefSeq lists its product as uncharacterized. Gene Ontology annotation, molecular function: metal ion binding. Lineage: Eukaryota; Metazoa; Arthropoda; Insecta; Diptera; Tephritidae. Bases 30 to 3716 code for a protein of 1228 amino acids. The transcript has 7 exons. The record is from RefSeq and is a predicted model, not a curated record.
CUAUAAAUACUUUACGUUUUGCCAACCAAAUGUAUUGGGCUGGUCGUUGUAAUCGUGAUAAACCGCCGUGCAAAUAUUUUCAUCCACCACAGCAUUUGAAGGAUCAAUUAUUGAUAAAUGGACGAAACCAUCUUGCCUUGAAGAAUGCACUGAUGCAACAGAUGGGUAUGGCAACUGGACAGCAAGUCAUACCGGGACAAGUGCCAGCAGUGCCUCUUGUCUAUUUGCAGGCCACAAAUCCCUACUUAACUGGCAUACCGGCCAAUCCAUACCCUAGUCCAUACUAUCCGCCUGGAACUUUAGUGCCUGCAUUACUCGGACCAGAUCACACACAGUUGGGUCAGGUGGUGCCACAAACGGUGCAAGUGGCACAACAGAAAAUCCCACGUUCCGAUCGAUUAGAGGUUUGCCGUGAAUUCUUGCGGGGCGCCUGUAAGCGCGCCGAAUCGGAGUGUCGUUUUGCGCAUCCGCAGGAUAGCGUCGCCCGGCACGAUGACGGCUCGAUCACGGUGUGCAUGGAUGCCGUGAAGGGUAGAUGCACGCGCGACCCAUGCCGCUACUUUCAUCCCCCCUUGCAUCUGCAGGCACAAUUAAAAGCGGCGCAAACGCGCGCCACUGCUGUCGCUACUGCGCAUCAUCAUUCGACCGCCACUAUCCCGACGUCCGCUGCCGUCGUCGCUGCUGCAGCCGCAGCUGCCCAACAGCAAGCCGCUCAAGCCCAAGCUCAGGGUACAUCGCAGACGAAUGCCGCCAAUGCUGCUGCCGUUGCCGCUGCCGCUGCGCUCGCCAUGAGUGCGGGCGCUGCCGGUGGUGGGGUGGGAGCGAGCGCUGGCGCUCAUCAUGUGCAGCAUCAUCACCAUCAUCAGCUAGAAGUGGGCAAGAAGCGUGCCGCUGCGGACAAUGACAUGUUGCAACUGAUGGAUGUUAAAACGGUUGGUUCAUUUUACUAUGAAAAUUUCGCUUUCUCCGGCAUGGUACCGUUCAAGCGUCCCGCUGCCGAAAAAUCCGGCAUUCCAGUGUAUCAGCCCGGCGCGACCACCUACCAACAACUCAUGCAACUGCAACAGCCGUUCGUACCAGUGUCAUGUGAGUACCAAUCUCAAAAUGGUGGGGCGCCAUUGAGCGCCACUGCCACUACUUCUACUUUGAGUACUUCUACUACUACUACUACUACUACCAAUAUGAAUCCAUAUAAUGCUACUACUGCAACAGCAGCAGCAAAAGCAGCCGCAGCAGCAGCCGCACCAACAACAACAACAGCGGUGGGCACAAUCGGUGCCGCCUCAUUAUUAGGUGCUAGUAUCACUACAACACAACAACAUCACUUAAACCACCACCACCUCCAACAACAACAACAACAACAGUUACACAACCAACACUUGCAACAGCAACAACAAGUACAGCAACAGCAGUUGCAUUUGUUGCCACCACCUCCACCAACCACAGCAAUAGCAACCACCACUUCCAAUUAUCAUUUACACCAUCAUUACAAUAGCAAUAGCACCCUGUAUAAUAACAACAACAAUAUGAAUAAUAAUCAAGACAAUAGCAAUACUAGUUCCCUAACACCCCCUACCUCCACCUCCCCAUCCACAGCCAACACUCACUCAUCCAAGCACACAGAACCAUUGCAAACAACACCACCACCACCACCAGAACAGACAGCAGCGUACUCCACUACAACGACAACAGCUGAUGUUAGUAGUUUGUAUGAGACAAGUAGUAGUAGCGCACACAUACAGGCUAGUAAUAACGGUAAUGAAAACAACGGUAACGAUGUGAGUAGCAAUGGCUCGUCGCCACCACCGCCACCGCCGUCAUCGUCGUCUUCGUCCUCGUCGCCAACAGCAGCAACAAUUUCAUCGACAUAUUUGCCAUACAACAAUGGCGACGCUAAUAUGGCUAGUAGCAACAACAAUAACAACAAUGUAUUAUAUGUGAAUAAUAAUAUUUUGAGUAGCGCUAGUAAUAAGUUAGUGCCCGAAACAACAACACCUACAGUAGCCGUCACAACAGCAGCAGCGGCAGAAGAACGCGACAAUGAAAGUGCUGGUGGCGCCUCUGACAGCGCAGAUGCAGCUGCAUCUACAGUUGUAGGCACAAGCAUAAUAACAACAACUACCAAUAGCAGCACAAUUUCUACUGCUGCCGCUGCUGCUGUUGGUGCACACACCUUAGACACCAUAACUACAGCAACAACAUUGGCACUAACACCCCACACAGCCAAUGCCAGCGCUAAUAGAAUUGACAGGGAAGCUAGUGAGGAUAGUAGUAAUAGCCAUAACAAUAAAAAUAAUAGCAGCAAUAGCUUUAGCUACAGCAAAUACGUCUACAAUGCUUCUGCUAAUCAAUACAGCGUCGCUAAUUCGCCCGUGAAGUAUUCCACACACAAAGCGUCUACUGCCGCUACUAAUGAUUUGGCGCACUCCUCGUACGCCGCUUAUGUUUCACAAGCAAAUGCUGCACAAGCCGCCCACGCGCAUGCCGUCGCUUCCUAUCCGUCCAGCAGCUUAUCCAAUGGCUCGCACACAGACACACAAUCUUACAGCGCGUACAAUGGCCUAAACGGUCACGCCUCCUCUGCCACCGGCAUAUUGCCCACACCACAUUCGGUAGCCUCCACGGCCGUAUCUGCCGCUUCAGCGGUAGCCUAUCAACAGGCCCAUCAGCAACAACAAAUGCUGCGUCUCUAUAAUCAAUACGCCACGGUGCCCACGAGCGCCGCCACUUCGUACGCCAGCCUAUUGGCUGCCUCACACGCUGGCUACGCCACACCAACAACCACUAUGGCGCAAAUGUCUGCGGCAGCUGGCAUGACAAUGCCUUCUUAUGCCUCAGCUUACGGCAUUACACCCUCCUCGUCUGCUGCCACUGGCACACUAACACCCACUUACGCCUACAGCGCAUACGGCGGCGCUACGCCCACCGGUUAUUAUACCGAUACAAGCGCGCUCGCCAAAGAGGCUGCACAGAAGAGCUACGUUAACGCCAUGAAGAUGGCAGCCGUUGCCAAUGCAAGCGCUUUGAGUGGUAAACCACUCACUGCUGCUGGCGCUGCCCUGCCAGCCACAGCCAGCUAUGCAGGCAUACACCUAGGCAAGGCAUAUAUGGCAGCUAUGCCUGGCAGCGCCAACGCAAUAGCUGCGCACCAACAGCAGGCUGCGUUGCUGCAACACGCGCAUGCACAACAAGCGGCGCAAUCUCAGCAAAUAGCUGCCGCACAUGCGCAACAAGCCGCCGCUGCUGCAGCAGCAGCGCAUAUGCAACGCUCGGCGUUGUCGGCAGGCUCAUUGCCCAGUUCGGGCAUGUCAACGCCUGUCGGUACGCCAGUGCAUACACCCACACCAGGCGCAGCUGCCGCCGCAGCGAGUGGUCUGUUAACUCGUCCCUCUUCGGCCGCUGGGAGUUAUAUUAGCGCAGCGCACACCGCGAUGCGUCCACAAGCAGUACAGCUGGCUGCCGGACCUGCCAAUCCACAGUACGCCGCUGCAGCCGCUGCGGCUGCUAUGCAACAGCAGGGCUUCUUCUACCCAGCCGGUAUGAUGGCCGCGCCGGCAGCGGCUGCUUAUCCGUAUGCCGCUAUUGGUGCCAUACCAACCGGCUUGCCAACGGCGGCAGGCAUACCAGCCGCGCUGUCUGGUAUGGGCGCAACGUCGGCAAGUGCGACGGGCAGUGCUAUGGUGCUGAACCCAUUCAAGAAGAUGAAGACUUCGUAAAGUAUCUGAGGAGUUGGAUAAGCGUGCGUGUACACCGAAUUACAUAGACUUACAAAUCAAACGGAUAUGACAAAAUUAUUUGUUAGCUGAGUCUAACCAGAGACGGCAAAGCGCUGCGCCUAAAUUUUUUUAUAAAAAAGCUGAACAAGAGCUUUUGCGGUGCUUUGCCAAAGCAAUUGUACUUAAAAUGUUUUACCUAGACGUACUUUACAAAUUAAAUGAGAAUUAUAAGUAUAUGUAAAUACACGUGGACUUACAAACAGAUAAUUUUAAAUUAUUGUGCCUAAUUUUUGGGUAUAACCUAAAAUGAAAAGCUAACAAAAGCUGUGAAAAGCUUACGUGGUGGGAUGAGACUAAUAAAAUAUUUGAAGAAUAUUCUUAACAACGAUAAAAUAGCAACUUUCACUGAACCUUUAACACUUUGAAACAAUACUAAGCUCAGUUAAGCUUUCACGCAAACAACAAACAAUGCUAGCAUUACGUCCAACUCUUUUGCUUAUCUUGCCCUUACUAUUCCCAUGCAAACCGAUUAUCGAAUGGGUAAAAGCUUGAGCCGAAGUGCAUUUGUAUGACCAAGCUAAUAGAAUGAGAAUUAAGUCAUUAAAUUAAUUUAGUUUAUUAACGGGGAACGUGAGAAAAGUGUUUCUCGCAAGCUCUUUGUGUAAGCACACGGCACAAUAAGCUUUCAGUUGCCAUACAUAGAACGUGAGACUGCAUUGCAAAUGCAUAUAAAAAAUUUAUCACUCAACUUUCCCCGCGAAAUGUAAGCUAAUGUGGCCUAAAAUGGGCUCUUCAUGGCUUUAUGUUACCAAUUAGCAAUUCGAGGAGCUUACACUAUAAAUCUCUGUGGCUUCCAUGGUAAGCAUAUUUAAGCUUAAUAAUAAUUUCUCAGCCCAAUUCAUGCCAUUUAAAUUGCAUAAUUUAUGUUUUAGUCAAUAAAUUUCAGU